This is a messenger RNA of Neltuma alba, 890 nucleotides long. Its product is annotated as sorcin-like. Gene Ontology annotation, molecular function: calcium ion binding. NCBI's taxonomy places the organism in Eukaryota, Viridiplantae, Streptophyta, Magnoliopsida, Fabales, Fabaceae. The transcript has 10 exons. The record is from RefSeq and is a predicted model, not a curated record. Bases 95 to 604 code for a protein of 169 amino acids.
AGAAAAAAAAGAAAAAGGACUGCAGAAGUCUGAUUUUCAGUUCUGCCAAGCGAAACAAGAGACAAUUGAGAAGCUAACUAGUCGAGAAUUUGACAUGGAGAACACUGCCAUAUUGAGGGAAUGGUUUGAUCGAGUUGACUCAGACAGAAGUGGAAACAUAACAGCUCUCCAACUCAAGAGAGCUCUGUCUGUGGGCAACCUCGAAUUUCCCCUCUCAGUUGUUCAGCAGAUGAUCAGGAUGUAUGAUUUCGACAGGAACGGUACGAUGAAUUUCGAAGAAUUUGUUGCAUUGAACAAGUUCCUUCUCAAGGUUCAACAUGCGUUUUCUGAUCUAGAAAGAGGUCGUGGUUUUCUUGUACCUGAAGAUGUACAUGAGGCAUUGGUUAAAGUUGGUUUCAUGCUGGAUUCUCCUGCUUUUUAUACUGUCUGCGAGAGCUUUGAUCAAAGUAAGAAUGGAAGGUUUCGGCUUGAUGACUUCAUAUCUCUCUGUAUAUUUGUACAGUCUGCUCGGAAUCUGUUUAACUCAUUUGAUACAGCGAAACAAGGCAGAGUCACACUUGAUUUUAACCAAUUUGUCUAUUGCACCGGCAAUUGUAGAAUAUGAUUCAAAUAUCUGAUCGGCUGCGAAGAUGACGUGGAUGCUGCAUUUUGUACACGCCUCCAGAGGUUCUUGGAUCAAGCUUUAAUUAUGAUGUCUACGUAAUAUUCUGGAAAAUUUAUGAAAUUGCAAUAUCCAUUUGAAUUUGUUAUAAUAAUUCUCGCGUAGAGCAGAUUUUGUUAUUGGAAUGAGGGCAUGUGAUUGUGAAUAAUGAAGAAUGUGUGACAUGGUCCAUCAUCUGGACGCUCAAGUUUUUCCAUUUUUAAUGGAAUUUUAUUUUUACUUUAAUAAA